UCCCGGAGGCGCAGCCGCCGCGGCCCCUCCCCCGCCGGCCGCUCCGGCUCGGGGCUCGCCGGGCGGGAGAGUUUCGCUCCCGGGUGGGAGAUGCCGCGCGGGCUUCGUGUCCUCGCAGAUUUUCAACCAACAUAAUGCUGAAGCUCCCAACUUGGAACCAAUAUUUCACAGAAUGGCACAAAUGGAACCUAAUCUGGACCAUGACGUAUCAUGGUUCCUCCUUCCAUCAUACUGGGCUAAAAUGGUUGUGGCAUUAAUUUCCUUCCUCUGUUUUGCUAACAGCUAUGAUGGAGAUUUUGUCUUUGAUGAUUCUGAAGCCAUCAUCAAUAAUAAGGACCUCAGGGCAGAAACCCCACUUGGUGACCUGUGGUAUCAUGACUUUUGGGGUAGCAAACUCAGCAGCAAUACCAGUCAUAAGUCAUAUCGACCGCUAACUGUCCUAACUUUCAGAAUUAAUUACCUUUUUGCUGGAGGCUUCUACCCAGUUGGUUUCCAUGUCAUCAACAUAAUCCUGCAUUGUACUAUCUCAGUGUUGAUGGUUGAUGUGUUCUCCAUAUUAUUGGGUGGAUUGCAAUUCAGCAAUAAAGGAAGACGGCUAAACCUGGCUCCAAAGUCCUCUCUUCUUGCUGCUUUGCUCUUUGCUGUACAUCCAGUCCACACCGAGUGUGUUGCUGGGAUUGUUGGCAGAGCAGACCUACUGUGUGCCCUGUUCUUCCUGUUAUCAUUCCUUGGCUACUGUAAAGCAUUUAAAGAAAAUAAGGAAGGACAUACGUUUUCUGUAUUCUGGGUGCUGGUGAGUGUUGUCCUAGGUGCAAUAGCCAUGCUGUGCAAAGAACAAGGAAUUACAAUACUGGGUUUGAAUGCAGUGUUUGAUGCACUGGUGAUUAACAAGAUAAAUCUUUUGGAGCUCAUUCGAAAGUUACUGUAUAAGGACAAGUCAUUGGAGAAUGCUGGGCUGUUAAGGAAGGGGCUGCUUUUCAGGAUAACUCUUUUGAUGUGUGGAGGGGCCGGAAUACUUUAUAUCCGCUGGAGGAUUAUGGGCACAGGGCCGCCUGCUUUCACUGAAGUAGACAACCCGGCUUCAUUCGCUGACAGUCUGUUUGUAAGAGCUAUAAACUAUAAUUACUACUAUUCACUGAAUGCAUGGUUGCUGUUGUGUCCCUGGUGGCUGUGUUUUGAUUGGUCAAUGGGCUGCAUACCCCUCAUUAAAUCCGUCAGCGACUGGAGGAUAAUUGCACUAGCAGCACUUUGGUUCUGCCUAAUUGGUCUGAUAUGCCAAGCUCUGUGCUCAGAAGACAGCCAUAAGAGAAGAAUCCUUACACUGGGCCUUGGAUUUCUUAUUAUCCCUUUUCUUCCUGCAAGUAAUCUCUUCUUCCGAGUAGGAUUUGUUGUUGCAGAGAGAGUCAUCUACCUCCCCAGUAUUGGAUAUUGUAUUCUCUUUACAUAUGGAUUUAGUCUCUUGAGUAAGCAAGCCAAGAAAAAGAAAAUUCUUGCUGUGGCAGUACUUGGGAUCUUGUUGAUAAAUGUUAUGCGCUGUGCGCUCCGCAGCAGUCAGUGGAGGUCAGAAGAACAGCUUUUUAGGAGCGCAUUGUCUGUGUGCCCUCUGAAUGCAAAAGUGCACUACAAUGUUGGCAAAAACCUGGCUGACAAAGGAAAUCAAAGUGCUGCAAUCAAAUACUACAGAGAAGCUGUAAGGUUGAAUCCAAAAUAUGUGCAUGCCAUGAACAACCUUGGAAAUAUUCUGAAAGAAAGAAAUGAGCUCCAUGAAGCAGAGGAGUUGCUGUCCUUAGCUGUACAAAUACAACCUGAUUUUGCUGCUGCAUGGAUGAAUCUAGGAAUAGUGCAGAACAGUUUAAGAAGGUUUGAAGAGGCAGAGCAAAGCUACUGGACAGCAAUUAAACACAGAAAAAAAUAUCCAGAUUGUUACUACAAUUUAGGGCGGUUGUAUGCAGAUUUGAAUCGCCAUAUAGAUGCAUUGAAUGCAUGGAGGAAUGCUACAGUCCUGAAACCAGAGCACAGUUUGGCCUGGAACAAUAUGAUAAUAUUGCUUGAUAACACAGGCAAUCUAGCUCAGGCAGAAGCAGUUGGAAGAGAAGCCCUGGAAUUAAUACCUAAUGAUCAUUCCCUUAUGUUUUCCUUGGCUAAUGUACUGGGGAAAUCACAAAAAUAUAAGGAGUCUGAAGCUUUGUUCCUCAAGGCAAUUAAAGCCAAUCCAAAUGCUGCCAGUUAUCACGGUAAUUUGGCUGUGCUUUAUCAUCGCUGGGGAAACCUUGACUUGGCGAAGAAGCACUAUGAAGUCUCUCUGAAGCUUGAUCCCAUGGCACCAGGAACCAAGGAAAACUACAACCUCCUAAGAAGAAAACUGGAGCAGUUGCAAAAGAAAGGCGGUGCCUGAUGCUCCUUUUCAGGUUGCCCGUGCAUGCUGUUUACGACUGCUGUUACAUGGGUAUUUUUGACCAUGUACAGGCUUCAGUCAUCAUUUCUCAAACACAACACCACCAGCACCGCACACUUGAAUGUCCAGUUUUGCCCUUCUACAGAUCCUACAUUUCAGCUUGAGGGAUCAUUUCAUUUUUACUUGAACUGCUUUUAAAGUUCAUUAGAACAUUUUUAUAGGUAUAUGAAAGUAAUGCAGAUGGAAUUUCACAGCAUACGCGUGUAAUUUGAUAUCUUCAUCUGACUUUUUAGUAGUGGGAUGAGUAGCAGGAGGCAGUUUUAUUUCUGAAAGUGAUACUUAAAAGUGCAAUUUCCUGUUUAAAUCCUGAUCUUUUCAAGUAUGAAAAAUAUCUGUCCACUUCAGUUUUCUAUUACUGCCUUCCAGGGCCAGUCCUGCACAGCCAGUGGAAGAAUGAAUUCUCUCCAGCACAUCAGUCUACUCAUAUAAUUUGAGUUAAGCCCUUAUGCUCAUUUCUCUCUCCAGCCUGUGAAGUGUCAGAUUUGUAGAGGAGUAAAUAAGGGCAAGGAUUUGACCACAAAUGUCUGUCAGCCAGUGUAUGCUUGAGUGUAGAAAGUACUGUUAGAUGACAAUGGAGAUUUUAGCAAGCAGCUAAUGAAAAGAAGCUGAGGCAACAGAGGAGUCAGGUAGUUUCUGUUCUUGCAGGCAGCCUCAUCCACCACAGACAACAUGGACAACAAAUCAGAAUUGCUUUAGCUCCUGUGGCAGGUCAGUGGUUUAAAUACAGUAUAGUGUCUGUAGGAGCUAAUUGCUGCGUUCUCAGGCAAUUCAGUGCUUUCUGGUUAAGGACAUUACACCUUUCAGCUCCUAUACUGCAGGGGAAUAAAGAGAGAAUUUCUGUGGAGCAGUAACUGUGCAGAAGACCUGACCUUGGCUGUUGAUCUGUUACCUGAAAGAACUUGGCUUCACCUUUGUCUCCCAUGGCUUGUGUGUUUGCUGAAGGGACAGAUAAAUAAGCAUAGCUGUUAAUGCAUAAACGGAGCACAUCAAUGUGGGAUGAUUCAGAGGUGGUUUAUGUUGAUACCAUGUUACCUCUCAAAAGGGGCUAUGCUUUAAUACACAUUUGAACUCUGGCUGUCCAGAGUUGUUUGUCAUGUAUUAUAUACUUACAUUCCUGCUUCAGGAAGUAAUAAUGUCUUUACUUGCUGGUGGUUGGUUUUUCCAGUUUCUUUGGGUUUUUUGAGAUGUUUCGUUUUGUUUGUUUGUUUAAGAUUGGAAGUUUGCUAUUAGAUAUGAAAACUGGGGAACUUGACCUGUCUUUUCAUAUUCCUCUUUUCUUGCCAUCCAUGUCCCCUGGCAGCACAGUAUGAUCAAGGCUAGCUCGGGUACUACAAAUCAUGCAGGUACUUUAGUGUACUAUUUUUGCCACACUAACUGUAGAUCUAGGCAGCAAGGCUGUGGCAGUGUGGUGCUGUCCACAAAUUUGGCUUUGAAUGAGCUAACAGGGCUAUAUACUGGUUUGUUUUAUUUGUGGUGCCACAGGCACGUAUGUGUGCUCCUCUCCUACAAAUAUAGCCUGUUUCUCAGCGGGACUAAUUAGUUCACACAGGGUGCAAAGCCAUGGCAAUUGUUUCCAUUUCUUCUGGUUUCUGGACAAAGUUCUCAGAAAUUUGUUUCUGAAUAUGAUCCAAGCAUGCUCUUUGAUAAAUAUCUGGAAGCAGAACACUGCACCAGUAUGGCUAAUCAUCUUCCAAUGACCAGCCUAGCUUAGUACCAACCUUUGUAUCUGAAAGGUGCUGAAAUAGAUACACCCUUCAGUACAAGCAGCAGGUUCUUAAGGCUUUCAAUACAUAGCCUACUAUUCAUCAGAUAGAGAGAACACGUAGCUUCUUCAGUCAUGAGGAAUUAAAGAGUAGGGAUCUGGCUGGAUGAGCUAAUUUAUAGCAGAAGAUAAAUAUGUUUACUAUAAUCAGGUCUUUUCUGUAUAUUUGGAAUAUGACAUCCUGAGUUUAAAUUAUUAUUGUCAUCAUAAAGUCCACAUGUGUAGUUUUCCCUGUUGCUUUCCAUAUCAGCUUUAAGGACAUCCACUAGAUCAAUAUUAUGUAUGAGGGAUGCAUUUUUUCUAGGUCAUUAUAAACCAAAGUUGUAGAAAUUCCUCUGUGGAAGUCCUUCUGUUCAAGAGUCUUAAGACAGAAGAGACCAACAAACAAAUUGGAUGUUUUCUUAGUAUUUGAAAAUGGUCUUUACUUUUCAGUACAGACAACAUCAUUUCUUCUUGAUUAGCUUUCUGGCUACCUGUAUAUAUUUUUUUGUGAGGGUUUAUUUGUUUUAUAUAAUAUUUACUGCUAUAGAAAUUCAAUGUGAUUACUUGUAUGAUGGUAAUAUGAAGCAUACCCAUAUAUCUCAGUUUAAUGUUGAGGCAGAAUUGUGUUCGAAAGAAGCCACAAAGAUGACUGCUUUUGUAAUAAAAACUUCCUUAAGACUUUUAAGAAUACUAAAUAUUUUUUUACUUUAUUUUCAGAAAUAUUCUGAAAGUGCAAACAGUGCAGUGGCUUUUAUUAAUAUGGUUAUAAUGUUAACCUUUUUAUUGGUUUUUCAUACCUCAUAACUGACUCCUGGAACAGUGCAGAACACUAAACUUCAAAGAGAAAAAGGUGAAGAAAAAGUUGGCUUGUACAUAACUGUAACAUAACUGUAGUUACACAUAUUGCCUAUCUUUCUAGCAUGCUGGAUUUUUUUUCCCAUUGCUAAUU
Messenger RNA from Motacilla alba alba, 5148 nucleotides. RefSeq names its product transmembrane O-mannosyltransferase targeting cadherins 4 (gene TMTC4). The transcript has 18 exons. Bases 173 to 2395 code for a protein of 740 amino acids. Gene Ontology annotation, molecular function: mannosyltransferase activity; protein binding. Gene Ontology annotation, biological process: protein O-linked glycosylation via mannose; endoplasmic reticulum unfolded protein response. The record is from RefSeq and is a predicted model, not a curated record. NCBI's taxonomy places the organism in Eukaryota, Metazoa, Chordata, Aves, Passeriformes, Motacillidae. Gene Ontology annotation, cellular component: endoplasmic reticulum.